AUGGAAGGCGGCCCAUCGAUGCGCUACUUCAGUGGUGAUGAUGGUGAUCACCGUGAGUAUCGCCGCUGGAAGCAGUGGAUUCAGAGCAAGAUCCCGACAAUGGAUGAUCUGCCGAAGGAGGCUCGGGGAGCCUUUAUCUUUACUCUUCUGCAGGGCCGAGCCUUGGAGGUUGUCGAGCACCUGAAGCCGGAGGAGUAUCAGAAGGACGGCGGUGACAGAGUCCUACUGGAGCUCUUGGACAAGCGAUGGCCGCAGAAAGAUAGGAUGGAUGAGCUUGGUGAGCAUGUGUCAGAAGUUUUUCUUUUGGCAGCCAGGGAUGGAGAAACCAUCCGGAACUGGAGCUCCCGUGCGCAGGAGGUCUUCGAUCGCUGCAAUCGCUGCAAGCGGAAGACUGAGGUGACCUUCCCCGAGGAGGCCGUGGUUUUGGCCCGCUGCGGCGGAUCUUUGAAGUUUGACGAUGUAUCGCAAGCAAUGCGUUCGUGCUAUCCCGAGUAUGUGGUGCCGAAGAGGAGAGUUGCUGCCGCGCACUACGUCGAGGAUGAGAACGAGGCCUGGUACGACUACAACCAGGCCGAGGCAAGCGGUGAGCAGGAGCUCUUCACUGAGGAGCUGGAGACUGCCUUCGGCGACGUCGAGAUGUUCCUGACCGAGCAUGACCUCUACGAGCCCGUUGAGGAGGUGGAAGUGUAUCCUGAAAGGGAUGUUGCUGAGGUGUUAGCUGUUAGCUGCCUCCUGGAAAGACAAGCGGGUGGAAGAGUUGAAGAAGAAGACACAGUGUCACAGAUGUGGCCGAACAGGCCACUGGGCUCGCGAGUGCAAACUGCCUCGCUCGUCUGCGGCUUCUGGCGCAGACCCUCGGGAGCGGGCUUGAUUCAGCACCAGCUCCCGGACUUCAUCUGCAGUGUGACGCUUGAGGCGCCUGGGCCAGGGCCCGGAGCCACGUUGCUGGACAGAAUGAGGAGCCGCUCUCUGACGGCAAGCUCCCCGAUGAUGUUGAUUUCGAGCCCCGGCUACGCUGUGUUGGACUCGGGAUGUGGCCGAAGUGUGAUCGGCCUGGAGACCCUGAACCAGUUCCGGCGGCUUUGGCAGGAAGCUGGAAUGAAGGCAGCCGUGGAGGUUGCCGAGCAGAACAGCUUCCGGUUCGGCAAUGGGCACCUUGAGGUGUCAAAUCGUGUGGUUGAGAUGCCUCUACGAUUGGCUGGGAAGGCUGGCGUGGUCCGAGCAGCUGUGAUCCGUGGCAAGGCGCCACUCCCCUUGUCGCGCCCAGCCUUGAAAAAGCUGAAGGCGUGCCUUGACUUCGCCAAUGAUGCCCCCAUGCUGUUCAAGGAAGGUGUCCGCAUCCCCCUCCAGGUGAACGAGGCUGGCCAGUAUGUCGUGCCGGUGAUUGAUCAGAACCCGGAGUGCAUCCAGAUGCAGACCGACCGGAUUGUCGAUGAGGAGACCACCGGCUCCGAGGAUUCCGUUGCCAUGCUGGCGCCCCGCGCCUCGGAUAGCAAGGUGACUGAUCACGACUACUGGGAGUGUCAAGGGAUGCAGGUAAUAAGGGUACAUGUGCAGCCAAGACGCAACCUUUUUGAUCCUCUUGAAGUGCCCGGGUGUCCCGUAUCUGUUGAGCAACUGCAGGGACAAAGAAGGACUUUAGGAAUUCUCUCGGAUGGUAGCCCGCUGAAUGUGAGUGAUGAUUGGCAUGUUCCGUCACAAGCAGUGCCGGGUUCGUGUUGGACCGGCCGCACAGUCUUUGAGGUGUGUCCGCCCCCGGCUGCUCCAGCAGAGCCAGCUGUUCCCUUGAGUCAGUGGACCCGGCGGCAGCGCAGACAGCUGAAGUUCUUAGCCAAGAGAGAAACUAAGAAGCCUGCUGGAGAGAAUAAGCAACGGUUUCAGGUGAUAGAAGUGUUUGGACCGCCUCAGUUUGCCAAUGUAGCCAUAACUAAGGGAUACAAUUGCCUUUCGGCAGAUCGUGCAACUGGCUGGGAUUUCCGAAAUCCUACGGCCCGCCAAGAGCUGAUUGAAUUGGUGCGUGCACAUCAGCCCGUGCUAGUGGUGAUAGGAAACCCGUGUUCUUGGCUAGGAGGUUGGUAUGACUUAGAUAGUCCUCACCUUAGCGCAGCUCAGCACACUGAGCGGGAACGAAUGCUUAAGUUGAUGUGCGGCUUUGCGGCUGAUGUGGCGCAGGUGCAGCUUUCAGCUGGCAGGCACCUUGUUUUCGAGCAAUUGGCAGCCACGUCCGGCGUCCGAUCAGUUAAGCUAGAGCGGUUGGAGAAACAGAUGUUCCCAAUCCAAGUGUCCAUGUGUGCUUUUGGUUUGAAGUCUCCGGACAAUGGUGUGCCGUUGCGCAAGACCCUCCGCUUUCUUGUAUCACAUGCGCACUUGCGCUCCUUGGGUCGCGCCUGUCCUGGGCACUCGGAUCAUGUCUCACCGGCUGGGUCCCGUACGUCCUUGGGCCGAUUUGCUGCCCAAUAUCCACCAGCGUUUGUUCGAAUGGUUCUGCGUUCUGUUAAAGGAGUGUCCAAGACAGAGGCGCUCCGUGUGCAAGCCCAGCCUGACAAGGAAUGCCUUGUUGCAGCGCGAGUGCAGCAACUGAACGAGCAGAAGGGUGAGCAAAUGUUGCGAUCACUGCUCAGAUUGCAUGUGAACUUGGGUCAUCCGUCGUGUGCUAGCUUGGCCAGGGUACUCAAGCAUGGUGGUGCCAGUCAACAAGCAAUUGAGCUGGCCCGUGAAGUGGAAUGCGAUGUGUGUCGUGCACAGAAGCCACCUGUGCCUCCACCGCCGGCUCAAACGAACAGAGCAACACACUUCAAUCAGCGUGUGGGCUUGGACGUUAAGUACCUGCCAGGGUGGCAGCCCAACCAGAAGAUUCCUUGCUUGAACAUCGUUGAUUAUGCUAGCAGCUAUCAGGUCAUGGUUCCACUUCCAGGUAGAGCCACCGGGGAGUCCUUGAGACAAGCCUUGCAAGAACCUUGGGUUACCUGGGCGGGCAUUCCCGAGGAAAUCAUAGUGGAUCCCGAUCAGGCAAACCUUAGUGCCGCCCUGACUGUGCCGCAAGAGCUCGCUGGCUCUCAUAUCUCCUCCACGGCUGCCGAAGCACACUGGCAGUUGGGAAAGGUGGAGGUCCAUGGGGGUUGGUUUAGCAGGGUCUUAGAAAAGGUUCUUGCAGAGGUUAUGCCCCACGACAGAGCAGCAUGGCUAGAAUGUGUGUACGCUGCUCACUGCAAGAAUGAGCUCAUUCAGGUGUAUGGCAUGACUCCAGCCCAGUAUGUGUUUGGACGGAACCCUAGGGUUCCCACCGAUCUCCUUGAUGAGCCUUUGCAGGUGAUCCCGGCGACCGCCUCCUUGUACGAAGAGGGGCUGGCCAGACGUGUGGCCACCAGACAGGCGGCUCGCCAUGCUGUCAUUGCUCUUCAGGAUGAUAAAGCACUUAGGCUUGGGUUGCAAGCUAGGACUAGAACGGUCAAGGCUUAUGCACCAGGAGCCAGAGUAGCCUAUUGGCGGACGCAGAAGUCACAUGAAGGCGUCAUUGAGCGUGGUGGCCGGUGGUAUGGUCCUGCUGUUGUGCUAGGCUAUGUUGGCAGAAACCUGGUUGUAAUCCAUAAGAAGCAGAUCCUUCGGUGUGCACCGGAACAGGUUCGACCGUCAACCUCCGAAGAAGAAACUCUUCUUGACACACCCGGUCUCGAGCUUCUUGGAAUCAAACAGAUGCUAGAGAAUGGAGCCAUAUCUACGAAACAGUAUGUGGAUGUCAUCUCCGAAGGUGUUCCCCCUGCCUCUUCAAGUGAAGAACGAAUGGCCGCCGAGGAGUCGGCCGAACACCGCGCACCUGCGGUGGCAGCACCUCCGCCACCUCUGCAAUCGGAGAGCCCACAACAGGCCUUCCGAAAUCAGCCUGCACCAAGCGUGAGGCUUCUAGUGAGCCAGCGGGGCCAAGUGAGAAGCGAGCGGCGGCUGAGCCUUCUGGUGUUGCCUCCGAUUUGA
This is a messenger RNA of Symbiodinium sp. CCMP2592, 3969 nucleotides long. NCBI's taxonomy places the organism in Eukaryota, Dinophyceae, Suessiales, Symbiodiniaceae. The record is from the annotation of a GenBank genome assembly.